AUGUCACGCAUCUGCUUGCUCCUCGUGGGGCUCCUCCUCCUCGCCGUCAAUGUCACCGCUCAGCAGUAUGUGGGCGCCAACUACACGAACUCGAUGCCAAGCGUAGGCGGCUCGGAGGUCACCUUUUGGAACAUCAAGAGCGCCACAGGCAAGAAUACAUCGCUCCUCAACUACCACAUUCUGGGCACUAAUGGCAAACGUCAAGAUCCAAAGAAGGUCAAGAAGGCUGUCAUCAUCAUUCACGGUCUUGGCCAAGAUCCGCAGCUGUACAUGUCCAACGCUCUCAAUGCCUUGAGCCAGGCCAACUCGAACAACGGCGCCGCCAACGCAGACAGCAUUGCCAUUGUCGCGCCCCUCUUUGCCAACGGCAACCAGAAGAACGUCGCGUAUCCCUGGACGGAUGGACUCGCGGCUGGUCAGGGCUCUACGUCGCUCGCCCUCGUCUGGAAGGGAGCGAAUUGGGCAUCUGGCCUCAACAAUCAGUACCCUUACAAGAUCGCCGACGUCUCCUCCUACGCGGUGCUCGACCAGAUGACGCAAUACUUUGCGAACAAGGCCAUUUACCCCAACCUGAACCAGAUCGUCGUUGCAGGUCACUCUCUCGGCGGCCAGACAGUGCAGCGCUAUGCCGCCAUUGGCAAGCAGCUGGGCCUCUCGACGCCCAUUCGCUUCUGGAUCGGAAACCCCAACGACUACGUCUACAUGAGCGACAAGCGUCCCGUCUACCGCGACCCUGGAGCCGUCUGCCCAACCUACGACGCCUGGCGAGCAGGUCUAGGUAGUGAUCUGCCCACCUACAACACCGACCUCACGAAUCAGGGCCGCGCUGCAGUCCUCGCCAAUUACAACAGCCGCUCCAAGAUCUACGCUCGCGGCACGCAAGACUUUGGAGAGGACUCGUCUUCGUGUAACCCCUUGACCGCCGGCGCCAAUCGCGAUGAGCGCUUCCUCGCCCAAAUUGCCGCUUUCCCUCCUCAAUCGAUCGACAACGUCGACUACACGCCCGUUGGGCACGACAAUGGCGCCAUGAUGGCCAGCCCCGCAGGUCAGGCGCGCCUCUUCUUGGACAAUCUCAACGGUGACGGCUCGCGCCACGCCGACUUUGGCAAUCGCCUUCAAGCCGGAGACAGCCCGCAGCCCGAUCCUGCCAAUGCGCCUCCUCCGGCCAUUGUCGGUACAGGAGCGGCUGGCAUGACGUUCCAGGGAUGCUACUCCGACAACUCUGACGACUCGACUGGACACGCGCUCCCCGUCUCCGUCAACUCUGGCAACUCCGUCGAGGCCUGCACGGCAGCCUGCUCAUCUGCGGGCUACUCUAUCGCUGGCAUGCUCGGCGGUGGCCAAUGCCUGUGCGGCAACACUCUCUCCUACCAAGCCAUGAAGGUCGUAGACCGAGCGUGCCUCACGCCGUGCAACGACAACUCGGCAGAGUACUGCGGAGGCUACCAGCGCCUUUCGAUUUGGUCUGGCGGAGCACCCUCGCAGCGACCCGCAAGCUCAACAGUGGCUUCGUCAGGCAGCUUCAACUACAUCGGCUGCUACACCGACGACGUCAGCAACCGCACUCUCAACGCCUACAGUACCGCCUCUGACGCCAUGACCAUCGAAAGCUGUGCGGCCUCGUGCGCAGGGUACAAGUACAUGGGUCUGGAGUGGUCGCGAGAGUGCUUCUGCAGCAACACGCUUGGCGGUGCCCUCACGACAGCGUCGGAGUGCAGCUAUCUUUGCUCGGGCAACAAUACGCAGCUGUGCGGUGCUAGCUCGAGGCUGACCGUCUACAACAACACGGCGCCGGCUGCCACGACGACUGCUACGUCUACCACUGCCACCACCACUGCGACUACCGCCUCUACCUCGACGACUACAACGUCGUCCGCCGCUCCCUCCCCGUCGGGCUACCAAGGCUGCGUGGUGGACAAUGGCUCGCAGGGCCGUCUCCUCUCUCGGCAGGCCUACUCGAGCGACAACAAUACCGUCGAGUUGUGCACCGCAGCUUGCUCGGCCCUUCAGCUCAGCAUCUCCGGACUCGAGUGGGGUCGAGAGUGCUGGUGUGGUUCGCAGCUCAACUACGCGGCCGUGACUGCCACUGACUGCACAAUGCCUUGCACGGGCAACGCGUCGCAGAUUUGCGGAAAUGGCAAUCGCCUCUCCCUGUACAGCGCACAGAGCGGCACCGUCCCCGUUGCGGCGACUCCGCAAGCAGCAUCUGCCACCAAGGACGGCAGCUACACCCUCUCUGGCUGCUACACCGACUCGGUCAGCCAGCGAGUGCUCACCGUCGGCAAGCCUGGUGGGUCAGUAGAGGCCUGCCAGGCUUCUUGCGCCGGCUACCCGAUUUUUGGUGUCGAGUACGGCGGCGAGUGCUACUGUGACCAGGCGCUGGGUAGCACUGCCGUGAAGAAGGACGUGAGCGAGUGCAAUAUGCCCUGCUCGAGCGACUCGACGGAGCUUUGUGGUGCCGGAGACAGGAUCCUGGUGUACACCAAGGCGGGUGGUGCAGCUACGAGCACCGCGACGUCCACGACGACGGCGAGCAGCACUACCGCCACCUCUGCUUCGACGACCGUGACCGACUCGUCCACCGCGACCACGAGCACGACGAGCACCGCCUCCACCACGAGCACCUCAUCAACCGCGACCACCUCAUCGUCUACGUCCACCACCACAUCCGCCGCGACCACCUCAACGUCGACCUCGACCUCGACGUCCGCCUCGAGCACACCCACCACCGCAGUCCCCUCCGGCUACACCGACAAGGGCUGCUACCUCGAUGACGGCGGCUCGCGCACUCUCUCUUCCGCCUCGUACUCGCAGUCAGACAACACCCCCGCCAAGUGCUCAGCCUUCUGCUCAGCCAAGGGCUUCCGCUACUCUGGCACCGAGUACUCCUCGGAGUGCUACUGCGGCAACACUCUCGCCAACAGCGCUGCCUCUUCUGGCUGCUCGAUGACCUGCUCGGGCGACAACGGCCAGCUCUGUGGCGGGCCAAACCGCCUCAACGUCCUCGAGGACCAGAGCUGGAAGCAGACCUUCUUCACCGUCUCGCGCUACGACCGCUGGAACUUCACCGACUGCGCAGUCGACUCAGUCUCUGCUCGUUUGCUGCCCAUGAGCCCCUCGGUGCCUGGCGGCGCCAACAAGAUGACAGUCGAGUCAUGCCUGGACGCAUGCGCUUCUGCGAACAUGACCUGGUGUGGUCUCGAGUACGCCAGCGAGUGCUACGGCGCCAAGGACCAGCCUAACUACACGGCUGCGCCCACUCCCGCUGGUGGGAGCUCAAAGGAUCCGACGACGAGGGGUUGUUCGAUGCCCUGCAAGGGCAACUCGACGAUUGCUUGCGGUGGCAGCAGCAGGAUGAACCUGUACCAGUUCGAUGCAUCUGCUAGCCCUGUGCAGGGGACGCAAUUGCUUGAUGUGGGGAACUAGGUAACACCGAAGAGAGGGAGGGAGGUUUUCUCAGGACCCACACUAGAUACUCUGUAAAUCAGC
Molecule: messenger RNA, 3489 nt
Organism: Jaminaea rosea
Lineage: Eukaryota; Fungi; Basidiomycota; Exobasidiomycetes; Microstromatales
Product: WSC-domain-containing protein
Exons: 4
Coding region: 1-3426 (1141 amino acids)
Source: RefSeq, a predicted model, not a curated record